Messenger RNA from Cadophora gregata, 4438 nucleotides. RefSeq lists its product as uncharacterized. The transcript is spliced from 3 exons. Gene Ontology annotation, molecular function: metal ion transmembrane transporter activity. The coding region runs from base 415 to 1677 and encodes 420 amino acids. The record is from RefSeq and is a predicted model, not a curated record. Gene Ontology annotation, biological process: zinc ion transport; transmembrane transport. Gene Ontology annotation, cellular component: membrane. NCBI's taxonomy places the organism in Eukaryota, Fungi, Ascomycota, Leotiomycetes, Helotiales, Ploettnerulaceae.
AAAUAAAGAUAGCACAUGUCACUGUCGCGUACCUCCUACUGUACACUUCCACCCGACGCGUUCCCGUUCCUGGCUUGGGCGGGAAGCAGGGAUGUGCAAGGUGAAGCUAGAUCUCAGCCUUGUAGCUCUAGGCAAGGGGACGGGGACCAUCAGCCAGCCCAUGAAAUCCAAUCCAAUCCAAUCCAAGCCGAUCCUAUCUCUCCCUAUCAACCCACGACCACCAACAACAAAACUUCACAACAACCUCCUGGAACUCCAACGGUAUCGAAUCAUUCAGGAACAUCAACUGGGAAAUAGUGCAAACGAGUCGCAAUGUCACGGUAACGGCGCAGCGCAAAGCAUUUGUUGGAAUCGAGGCCCAUCCAGCUAGAACACCAAAUCAAGGGGUACUUUUCACAAUAAGACGCUCCCAAGAUGUUGGACGGACUUUUCAUGCUGCUCGGACUGAGCGUCGUCAUGGCUUUGGCCUCAUUCCUCGCCGGCGCACUCCCCCUCUCCAUGACGCUGUCCUCGUCACAGCUUCGCUUGAUCUCGACCAUUGGGAUGGGCGUUUUGGUUGGUACGAGUCUGAUUGUCAUUAUACCCGAAGGUAUCGAAGCUGUGUAUACGGCUGGUGAGGCGGGGGGGUUACAUACGAGGGGAUUGGGGCUCAGAACGAGGGGGGAAGUGCGCUGGGUUGGUACUGGGGUGCAUAGAUUCAUGGAAAGGGAUCUUGUGAUGGGACGGAGCUUUAGAGAAGUGUCUAUACCAAAGGAUUUGGUAUAUGGGAAGCUUCCAAGAGAGGAACUCCCACCACCGCCGCCAUCGAAAGAUACAACCGCCCCUCCAUCCAGCGAAACCACUCCACCUGCCCCAGAGACAGAUGCCUCUACUAGUUCACCCACACAUGGAGGAGAAGAGCACCACGACCCCCCAACAUUCUACAUCGGCUUCUCCCUAAUACUAGGCUUCAUCCUCAUGUUCCUAAUCGACAAACUCCCCCGCCACGCCCAAGAACACAUCCAACCACCCCCCGCACCGCGCCACAUCUCCCUUGACAACCUCUCCCAAGGCCUCCACUCCUCCCCUCACUCCCGCUCCCACUCACCCACCCCCUCCACAAACUCCGACUCCGAAUCCUUCCUGCAAUCCCUCGCACCCACACCGAAACAAACACGCUCCCUGGCCACCACAACAGGGCUAGUGAUCCACGCCGCUGCAGACGGGAUCGCUAUGGGUGCGUCGGCAACGAGCUCGAAUACCAAGUUGGGGUUUAUCAUCUUCGUGGCGAUCAUGAUACAUAAAGCUCCAGCGGCGUUUGGGCUGACGAGCGUGCUGUUGAAGCAGGGACUGAGUAAGAGGGCGGCGAGGGGGCAUCUGAUUGUUUUUAGUUUGGCGGCGCCGGUGGGGGCGUUGGGCACUUGGGUGUUGGUUAGUGUUUUGGGCGGGGAUCAUAUGGAGGGGGAGAGGGGGCAGUGGUGGACGGGGAUGUUGUUGUUGUUUUCGGCGGGGACGUUUUUGUACGUAGCCAUGCACGCCAUGCAAGAAGACACGCCCGAACACUCGCACUCCCCCUCAAACGGCUACGCAGAAGUAAACGCGCAACGGAAACAGCCCAAACCGCAAAUGAGGGAUACAUUAGCCGCGGUGGGCGGGAUGUUGAUCCCGCUUUUGACGCAGUUGGGUCAUCAUCAUUGAGUGGAUUAGGUCAUGACUGGUUUAUCCGAGACGAGAGACUGGGUAUUAUAUUCCAGUCUUGAGGAGUGGAAAGCAAUGGAGAAAGAGAAAGAAGUGGAAAGAGAAGGAAGAGGAUCAGAGGGCACGGCUUGUAUGAUUGAGAGAGUCAGUGAUCCAGGAUCUGGAAGUUACCUCUGGUUGUUUUAUCACAUUACAGCCAACAACCAAGAUGUAUCUUCAAAUUUUGCUGGAAAGCAAAGGCGUUUAAAGAAUGGCCUGCUUGCCUGGCCUUUUCCGCGUUCACCUGCUUGUGUAACGUAUUAUCAUGUAGGAUUGGCUGCAUGGAUGGCUAAGUUAUGGAUGUUUUACGUAUGCUCCGUCCGUCCAUCCAUCCAUCUACCUAUUUCAUGUACGAGUAUAGUAGAUUGCAAAGUUUGAUGAAAUUAUAUUAUAUGUAUCUAUCUAUUUAUUUCUCAAAGAUCUAUGUCUUUUUGUCUUUAUGGUUGACUUUAAAUAUGGGGAUGUAUAUCUAUCUAUCUAUCACCCAACAUUCUCCCAGCCAUCCCCGCAACGCUUCGACUUCCUCCCUUCCUCUUUUUUUUUCUCCCUCUCCCUCUCCUUCUCCCUCAAUUUCCAUCUUCCUACUCUGCUAUAGCAUCUGGAUAGAUAUCUAUUUAUCUAUCUAUCUAUCAUCCUACAAGAUCCUCCCAUCUGCGUUCCAAUCGCUACAUGUAGGUAGGUAGGUAGGUAGGUAUGGUAUGCCUGGAUAAGGUAUCAGCUGUGUGUAGGUAGAAGAAAGCAAGAAAUGCGUUCACUCAAUGCUAUGCAUCAGAUAUAGAUAUCAUGUAUCAAUAAUCGUAUUUACUACCUUCCUUACUCAUUUCUUCUAUCGAGGAGGAUGGAACAGGAUAGAACAGAACAGAAUAGAACAGAAUGUGUUCCUAAAAACAUAAGUUUGUUGGAAAUGUCUGGAUGAAGUCGGUGCUAGAUCUUGGGGUUUGGUUGCUUGAGUUUUGGUUUGGGUCUAGAGUGGAUUUUCUACAUUGAUUGAUAAAAUAUUUCUUGAUUGAAUAUUCGGUUGGAGGAGAGAAGUGGAGAGGAGGGGAGAGGAGGGGGGGAGAGGAGGGAGGGGAAGAAUACGUCUAGUGUCAAGAAGGCAAGUAUAGUAUGAUAUAGGUACUCCAAGAUUAGAGCCGCUACCUAGCUAAGACGACAUAUCAUUUGCUUUCAAUUUACCUUGGGAAUUUGGGGUUAUUGUUGGUGCUGGCUGUGGUGUAGUGCUGGUGUUGACCACCUACUCGGCUCGCUCUAGUCCCGUCCCGUCAAGACUGACUGGAUUCAGGUUGCUUCCGCGCAUCUCGCGGCUCGGCUGGGCUGGGCAGGAGAUGCUCUCCUUCUCCCUCUCUCCCGUUCUCCCUCUCUUUCCUCUCUCGGGUUUUGAAGGCUUGCUUCCCUCGGUAAAUCAAUUAAUCAAUCAUCACCUCCAACUGUCUUCUCCCCCGGCCUCAACUCCAUACCUUCCUUACCCCUGGUCCAGUGCUGGUGUAGAUGUGAGUGUAAGUGUAAUUGCACGUGCACGCUACAUCUCAAACUCUCAAACUCCCGGCGUUCCAUCAAGGCAGGCGAGGAGAUCGAGUUCGACGGCAAUAUACUAGUAAUAUACCCGUAGUACGAGUAUGACGACGGAGGAUUCGCUGGAUCGGGGCGGGCCUAGGUUUUCCUUUUUCCUUCCUCCCUACUGCUGGUUCGCUGGGUCUUGGCGGAUGGAAUGGAGCCUUGGGAUAGGAAAUGGUUGUAGUCUGGGAUGGGAGAGUAAGGCGGGUCGAGUUGAAUUGAAUAUGAGGGCGGAGGGAGAGAAGUGAGGAUUUAAAGGAGUUGGUAGGUAAGAAAACAAUAAACGGAUAGAGAGAGAGCAAUAUGAGAACGUGACUCAUUGAAUUAAUUGAAACAGCAAAAUAAAUGAAGACCAAGGAGGGAUGAAAACACUUAAGAUAUAUUAUCAAGAAAUGCGAUAUGCCAAUAAAAACCGGUAGAAGAAGGUAAGGUACGAAAUAGAAGGAGAAGCCCUCCGACUGCAUUUGUUUGUGGUGUGGCGACCAUUAUCCUCUUCUCGAGUCAGGCCUCUACAUCUCUGCAUAUCUGCUCUUCCAACACAUGUCAUCUCGGGUUUGAAGUCCUUACAUCUUGACGUUUUUGAAAGGGGGGUUUUCUUUUUUGACAGAAGUUAGAACUCCGUUUGGAAGAACUCUCUCUUCUCUCUUUCUUUCCUUUCUAACGCUUUCUAUCAUAUUCUUGCUAGGAUGGAACGUGGCUCGUGGAUGUAUAAACCUAAGCGGACGAUUAUUGGAGAGAAGAAGAUAUGAGAGGGGGGAGAAGAUCGAUGCUUGGUUGUUUGAUGUUCGAUGUUCGAUGUACGUGCGGACGACGAGGCGGAGUGAGUGUACGCACGGAUGAUGGAUGGUGGAUGGCGAGUUUGAGGUUUGAGGUUGUUGGAGGACGCGCAGGGAAGGGAGGGGAAGGGAGACUACUGUAUUACUAAAAGGACAUGGAAGGGAGGAGGAGGAAGAGGAAGAGGAGGAGGAGUUCGCGGUUAGAGGGCGGUACGGAGGUACGGUGCGGGAUGUAACGAAGGAAGGUAGGUAAGGUAAGGUAAGGCAGGGGUGGUGUGGUAUGGUGUGAAGCGAGCAAGGGGAGAAGAGAGGAGGAUUAAAGGGAGAGAGAGGGAGGAUGGGAUUUGAUAUCUUUAGAGUCUAUUUGGAGGAGAACAUCGUGUAAUUUACAA